Molecule: messenger RNA, 2664 nt
Organism: Phycomyces blakesleeanus NRRL 1555(-)
Lineage: Eukaryota; Fungi; Mucoromycota; Mucoromycetes; Mucorales; Phycomycetaceae
Exons: 5
Coding region: 1-2664 (887 amino acids)
Molecular function (GO): protein binding
Source: RefSeq, a predicted model, not a curated record
AUGUUAAAGAAACGCUUUAUAUUCUAUGAAGUAUUUAAUUACAUCUCUUCCAGGUGUAGAAGUUUGAAGCAUAUGACGUUGGACAAACUCUCUAUUUUAGGAUCUAUUUCUAAAAAGACCGGAUUUUUGUUAGUCGACAUGCCCUAUACUUUCUUAAAGACUCUGGAAAUUGGCCAGGUUCCAUACAGCACACUAGAAUAUAGCUUUUUUAUGGAUACAAAUAUCGACGAAAAGGACGAAAGAAAGAGAAACGAGAAUGAUUCAGAAUACCCUAUUUCAGCAAGCCACAUUAUCGAUUGGAUCUCUGUAUACAAGUACAUUAAGAGAAAUCGGGAUAAAUACUUGACGACUACAAAGCUUUCAAAUAAAGGUGCCACUAUCACACUUGAAUACUAUCAAGACUUCCAAUCCAACAAAACCGAUCAAAUCUUGGAAGAUUUCGGCUUGUAUGAUGAAGCGGACCAAUCUAUAUGCGACAAGUGCAAUCUUUCCGAAGGAUGCGGAGAAUUGAGAUUUGGCAAGGUCGAAACUGUUCAUGUUGUGCGUGAUUCAAGCCUGGGAAAGGACAUAAACAGCGAACGAGCAAAAUCCUUAAUAAAGACACCAAAACUCAAAAGUAAAAUAUAUAAACUUCAGCUUUCAAGUAAUCAAUUUGAUGAUAGGAAUAAUUGCUCUGAAUUGGACUCAACGUUUCAUUUUGCUAGGUCGCGACUUUGUUCCAAAAGCCAAAUGAGCAAGUUCUUGACUCUUAAUACAAUAUCAGAACUACCAUUCGAAAUCCUUGCACAAAUUGCUGAUAAGCUAUCGACAACCGACAGGCUAACCUGUGCUCUUACAUGCAAGGGAUGGAGAUAUCUGUUUCAAAAGGCACUGUUGAGAGACAUGCAGAUUUAUUCCUAUUACAAAAUUCAAGAAACAAUCAACGAAAUUAGAACUUACAGAAACGAAUCCACAUCACUCCCACUCUUGGUCUAUAGUUUAAAAAUACAGCAUUAUUACAAUAUGACAGAAAUAUCCAGCAUUGCAUUUUCGGACUUAUUCGUAUACCUGCCAAACUUGAAGGCCCUGGAGCUAUGUGUUGAGCCAUAUAUUGAUAUUGAAGUGGAGAUACCCCUACCAAAAAAAAUAUGGAAGUCUCUUGAAAGCUUGAAAAUACAAUACAGAGGAAUUUAUGAUACACGGCCAGCAAUACACCUAUGUAGAUUUAUAAAUACAUACCACAUGGUCCAGAGAUUAGAAUUGCUUGAUGAAGGAAACUUUGGUUGCAUAGAGUUUAGCGUGAACGACUUUGAAAACAUGCACCAAAACAUUCGAAACUUAUCAUCUAUCAAGGCUAGCAUAUAUCUCAGUCCUUACACCUGGUCUAGGCUGGACAACUUCUCAGAUACGAUGCCAGCUUUUGCGGUGACAUCCCUAGAUAUAAAUUUUAAAAACAAAAGCAUAAAAUUCAGUAGUUCAAGUCAGAAUAAAUGGAAUCCUCUAUGGCUGUCUUAUUUUGGUUACAAGUAUCCGAACUUGCGUUCCCUGAAGCUGACAACCACUAAUACAUGGGGAAAUUCGACAAAUUCGGACGAGAGGCAAACAAUCAUAUCUCUUUUUCAAUCCAAUCCAAAUGCAUUUCGACACCUAAAAACAUUCAGCUUUACAGUCAACAAUCAUUUCGCGCUUUCUGACCUUGUUAUACUAGAAUUGCUUUGUGUAUUAAGAGCUCCUCUUAGACAUGUGGCCCUAAAUACAACAAGAAAUCAAGAAGCAGACUGUUCAUAUCCAUUGAAUGUCAACAGAAUUUUACGAUCAUUUUCUAAAACACUCGAGAGCCUUUUGCUUACAGGGUUUACAUAUAGCAAUCAUACCAAAAAUCCGGUUCUCAAACUAUCCCUUUACUGUCCUCUUUUGACGAACCUUUGCAUCAUUGGAAGAAAUAUAUCUCUCAAUUUAAAGGAUCUAUUGAACAAAUGUGUGGCCCUCAAACAACUAAAAUUUGGUGGUGGAAAAUUGUUCACUAAUCUAAACAUGACAACCAAGGAGCCAGAACAACAGCAGAAAGAACAUGGACUACAGAUCUUGUCUCUAGAAAAAUGCUCUGCGAACGCUUCAACAUUUAAGCACAUAUCUUUCAGGUGUAAGAAUCUACAGCAUAUGACUUUGAAUAUUGUGUCGGUCACUGAACUUAUUUGGGAAACUACCGGAUAUUUUCUACUCGACAUGUCACAUACUUUCUUAAGAACUCUGAAAAUUGGCCGAAUUCGAUACGAAAUAUCAAACCGAUAUAUAAAGAAAAAGGAUUAUAUCUGCCUUACACUCCUGUCUCAAUUAAACGGCCAUCGAUUAGCAGAUAAAAAGAAGAUUGAUACGGAAUAUCCUAAAUACCCAUAUCACAAUAUCGAUUGGCUUUAUACAUACAAGUAUUGUGUGAGGGACGAUAUAUACCUCCUAAUAACUAAAAUACUUCCAAAGAACGGAGCCAAUAUUGCUCUUGAAUCCUAUCAAAACUCUCGAUCCAAAAAAGCCGGCCCGGCUUUAAAAGGCGCCAAUUUGUAUGAAGGAAAUGACCCAAAGGUUUACUGGGAAUGCGAACUUUUCAAAGGAUUCGGUGAAUUGAGAUUUGGAAAUAUUGAAUCUGUUAGUUAUAUAUCUCAAACAUACUACAGAAAGUAUUUUUAA